Molecule: messenger RNA, 663 nt
Organism: Phytophthora sojae
Lineage: Eukaryota; Oomycota; Peronosporomycetes; Peronosporales; Peronosporaceae
Exons: 6
Coding region: 1-663 (220 amino acids)
Source: RefSeq, a predicted model, not a curated record
AUGGCCAUGCGCCUGCUGAUGCACGAAGGCGCGGAGGGCGGAUCGGGAAGCCUCGGUGGGGCUCUGCAGCUAUCGCGCGCUGAUACGCUUGGACGCCAGCGCCAUCCGGCGCUUCCAGCGGCCAAGAUGGUGAUCGGCCGGAGUCUGAUUUGUUGUGCCGUCGUGACAGCCGUCGGACCACUCAUCAAGCUGUCAGCUAGCCAGGACGUGCACUCAGCGCCACGUGCGGAGCCAGAUGGCGCUGAGGUGCCUGCAGCGCUGAAGGAUGGUCUGGCGAUAGGAGCCGCCGAGUGCCAAACGGCGCUGACCGGCGUGACGCCUAAUGAAGCGAGACACAAGAUCGCAUCCACGCAUUUCGGCGGCAGAUCCAAUUGCACACUUCCACACGCGCCGAUAUGGCGCGAGUGGCUGGCGUCGGGCUUCAGCAGCAGCGACCAGGCCGCCACCAACUUGCCAGGCGCGCUGCCCUUACAUGCGUCGGAGUGCUAUGAUGGAGUGCAGCUCUACAACAUAAAGCAGAAGAAGGUCAAGGUUAGCAACAGCAGCUUCUACAUCAAGUCUAGCACCAGCCCCAACGCGCAUUGGUGUGUGCUUGACGCCAUGGGCGCUAGCGCUGGAGCCGCAGUUGGCGCCUUCGCGGGGCGCGCGCUACUGGCGGAAUAA